UUUUUUUUCUUUCUUUCUUUCUUUCCCUAAAAACUUUCAUUCCAUGGAUUGUGCUUUGUUUCCUCAGAUCUUCAUGAACACAAGAUGUUUGGCCGUUCGACAAGGAGUGGAAAUCAGGCUAUACAGAAAAAUGUGGCUGAAUUCAAGUUGCUGUGCUCUGGGGGUGUCUGGGAUUGGAGCUGGAGACCUGUUUGACGAUGAGUCCUUGAAGAGGUCUGAAAAUGGAGCCGUGUUGGGUGCACUUGAUGAUGACUCAUCUUCAGCACCAUUUGGAACUCUGGAUGCUGAAAUCACGCCUGAAACCAUUGAUUUCUUUGUUAGCGAUGCCGACGGCGAUCCCGACUGCCCUUCGAAGGGAUUCUCUUCCAUUGAGCAGGCAUUGAAUACAAUACGCCAAGGAAAGUUUGUGAUUGUUGUGGACGACGAAAAUGAGAAUUUUGAAGGAACCCUCAUCAUGGCAGCUUCUCAUGCGACUCCGGAGCAGAUGGCUUUCAUGGUAAAGCAUGGCUCCGGCAUUGUUUCCGUAGGUAUGAAAGAGGAGGAUCUCGAAAGGCUUAAGCUUCCUUUGAUGUCUCCGGAAACCGAAGACACAGAUUCUUCUGCCCCGACUUUCACUAUCACAGUGGAUGCGAAAACCGGCACAUCGACCGGAGUUUCAGCUUCUGAUAGGGCAAAGACUGUUCUUGCAUUGUCAUCCCUGGAGGCCAAACCUGAUGAAUUCAGAAGACCAGGUCAUAUAUUUCCUCUCAAGUAUAGAAUUGGUGGGGUUUUAAGGAGAGCUGGUCAUACUGAGGCUUCGGUCGAUUUGGUCAUCCUCUCCGGUUUACGUCCUGUUUCGGUUCUUUCAACUGUCGUUGAUCCAGAGGAUGGUUCUAUAGCACCUUUGCCAUUUAUAAGAGAGUUGGCUUUGAAGCACAGCAUACCAGUUAUUUCAAUAACUGAUCUGAUUAGGUACCGGAGAAAGAGGGAAAAGAUCGUCGAAAGAACUGCGAUUUCGCGUCUACCUACGAAAUGGGGUCUAUUUCAGGCAUACUGCUAUCGUUCAAAGCUAGAUGGAACAGAACAUAUAGCGCUUGUUAAGGGAGACAUAGGGAAUGGCCUAGACGUACUUGUAAGAGUUCAUUCAGAAUGUUUAACCGGGGAUAUCUUCGGAUCAGCAAGAUGUGACUGUGGCAACCAGUUGGAUUUGGCAAUGCAGUUAAUCGAGCAAGCUAGUCGAGGAGUCAUGGUUUACCUUCGAGGUCAUGAAGGGCGAGGGAUCGGACUUGGGCAGAAGCUGAGAGCCUAUAACCUGCAAGACCAGGGCCAUGACACAGUUCAAGCCAACAUCGAACUCGGUUUAGCUGUCGAUGCUCGUGAAUACGGCAUCGGUGCCCAGAUUCUGAGAGACAUAGGCGUGCAAACGAUGCGGUUGAUGACCAACAACCCAGCCAAGUUCACAGGUCUGAAGGGUUACGGCUUGGCUGUUAUCGGAAGAGUCCCAGUUUUGACAGCCGUUACAGAGGAAAACAAGAGGUACUUGGAAACAAAACGAACCAAGAUGGGUCAUAUUUAUGGCUCGGAUCUACAAGGACCAUUGGCUGGUUUCAUCAAACCAUCUAUAAACAAGAAAGAAUCAUCGGAUGAGGAACCAAACCCAGAAUAAUUUUUCACUUCAAACAUAUGAUUAUAGACACCAAAAUUUCAAAGCCAAUGGAUACAGCAAUCUUUCUUUUUUCCUU
This is a messenger RNA of Hibiscus syriacus, 1721 nucleotides long. Its product is annotated as monofunctional riboflavin biosynthesis protein RIBA 3, chloroplastic-like. Gene Ontology annotation, biological process: riboflavin biosynthetic process. The coding region runs from base 44 to 1645 and encodes 533 amino acids. Gene Ontology annotation, molecular function: 3,4-dihydroxy-2-butanone-4-phosphate synthase activity; GTP cyclohydrolase II activity. The transcript has 8 exons. Gene Ontology annotation, cellular component: cytosol. Lineage: Eukaryota; Viridiplantae; Streptophyta; Magnoliopsida; Malvales; Malvaceae. The record is from RefSeq and is a predicted model, not a curated record.